AUGAUUAAUUCAUUAAAACUCAGAUCUAAAGAUAUCAAGUGCCCAAAACACAAUAAUGAAAUAACAAGCUUGUGCAUAACAGAGAAAUUCUCAAUGAAAAAUCGAGUGUUAUGCGAGAUUUGUAAAAAAGAUAAAUCCACUUACCCUAAUUGGACACCUCUUGAAGAUAUUGAAGAAUUAGUUAAAAAUAUUGCAGAAUGUGAGAAAAUAACAAAAUCAAAUGUUAUCAAGGUGAUUUCAAUAUUGAAAAAGGAUAUCAUACAAGACUUGGAAUAAUUAGAAUAAAAAGUCAUAGAAAUUCAAGAUAAAUUUGAUCAUACAAGGUUGAUCAAAAAGAUAAUGAAUUAAAAUUAGAUUAUACUUUGCGAUUUAUAAGAUUUAUCAGAAAAUCUAAGUUAUUUAACUCUAUACUCUUAAUUCAAAAAUAUAAAUAAAUCCCAACUCCAAAGUGAGUAAUUUCAACCAAUUUUCACUUAAUUGGCAUCAACAAGAUAAUAAAUAAAAUAGAUUUACGAACGUGUACUAUAGAUAGAGGCAGAAGUAUAUAAUAAAAUAUUAAUUAAUUAGGAAAACACUGUUCCAGAUUAUAAAUUAUUAUUUAAAUCAACUCCAGUUAUAAUCCCAGCACAUGAUUUUGCAAUAAAUUCAGUAGUGAUAACUCCUGAUUGUACUAAAGUCAUAACCGCAAGUAGUGAAGGUAAGUUGAAAAUUUGGGACGCUUUAACUCAUAUAGAAAUAUGUUAGAUAAGCGAUAAUUUCGAUUAUGCUUUUUGUGUUGAUAUUUCAGAUGAUGGUUAACACAUUGCGGCUUGUGGGUCAAAUGAUUACAUUAUUAGGAUUUGGGAUAUAAAUGAUACAAAGGAGCCUAUAUUCAGAUUAAAAUAUCAUACUAAAACUGUUGAAAGAAUCAAAUUUGUACCAUAAUCUUCAUAAUUGAUAUCAAUUAGCUAAGAUCAUUAAGUAAUUAUUUGGCAUGAAACUAAACCUGAACCAUCGCGUAUUUUGAAACAUCACAAAAGUUCAGUCAAAGGAAUAGCAAUUUCCAAUAAUUGUAAAUUGAUGGCUACAUCUGCUCUAGAUAAACAACUCAUUAUUUGGAAUAUCUAAAACAAUUUUUCAAUUGUUCAUUAAGUACAACCUCACAAAACUACGUGCAAUUGCAUACAAUUCUCAAAAGAUUUAAAAUAUAUGGUUACAGGAGGAGAAGAUGGAAUUGUAAAAUUAUGGAAAGUGUAAAACUGGGAACCCAUAUUAGAAUUCAUAGGACAUACAUCAUUUGUUUGGAAUGUUUAAUUCUCUAAUCAUAAUAACCUAAUCAUAUCGUCUUCUACCAAAGAUAUUAGAAUUUGGAAUAUAACAUCCGAAUAAUAAUAACAAAUCUUUAGCAUUUAACAAGAUUAUUAUCCUAAUUUUUAUCUGUCUAAUAACCAUCAGUUAUUAUGUACAGGAUAAUAAAAUGGUGAACUAUUUUUAUGGAAAUCUGCCCAAAAUUGA
Molecule: messenger RNA, 1494 nt
Organism: Paramecium octaurelia
Lineage: Eukaryota; Ciliophora; Oligohymenophorea; Peniculida; Parameciidae
Source: the annotation of a GenBank genome assembly